Molecule: messenger RNA, 3194 nt
Organism: Sebastes umbrosus (honeycomb rockfish)
Lineage: Eukaryota; Metazoa; Chordata; Actinopteri; Perciformes; Sebastidae
Product: probable ATP-dependent RNA helicase DDX17
Exons: 13
Coding region: 363-2345 (660 amino acids)
Biological process (GO): alternative mRNA splicing, via spliceosome
Cellular component (GO): cytoplasm; ribonucleoprotein complex; nucleus
Molecular function (GO): RNA binding; ATP binding; RNA helicase activity
Source: RefSeq, a predicted model, not a curated record
UCCGGUCGCCUGUGCGCCAUGCUAACAACAACAACAACAACAACAGAACAGUACAGCUGGCUGCGCCUUGUUUCAAUUCGUCACACUAAAAAAACACGGCUUGGUGUGAUAUUUAAUUUUUCAACAAGCGUAUAAGAGAUGGUUUAUUCAUCCAUACAGCGUUUCAAGUUAACGUUAAACGUUAUCAUUUAGCUGAAAUAGAGGAUAUAGCGAGCUACCUAACUAGCUACCUUGGUUGUCAAGCCUCAGGCCUGAAGCGGUAACGACAGGUGAAAACUCAGGUAACAUCUCCGAGAAAACGGUCCACUGACCUGAAGGCAACAUUAAACAACUGCUGCACGUCUCACAGAAGAGUCCUCACGAUGAGAGGCUCGUACGGAGACAGAGACAGAGACCGAGGCCGUGACAGGGACAGAGACAGAGACAGAGACAGAGGAAGCCCUCGUUUCGGGUCCAGCAGAGGCGGCCCACAACCGGGUAGAAAGUUUGGGAACCCCGGGGACCGUUUACGAAAGAAGAGAUGGGACCUGGAUGAGCUUCCCAAGUUUGAGAAGAACUUUUAUAGUGAGCACUCGGAAGUGCAGCGAAUGAGCCAGUAUGAUGUUGAGGAGUAUAGCAGUAAGAAAGAAAUCACUGUUCGUGGUUCAGGCUGCCCAAAACCCAUCACCGACUUCCAUCAGGCACAGUUUCCCCAAUAUGUAAUGGAUGUACUGAUGCAGCAGAAUUUCAAGGAGCCCACAGCCAUUCAGGCUCAAGGUUUCCCUCUGGCCCUCAGCGGGAGAGACAUGGUGGGCAUCGCUCAGACUGGCUCUGGGAAGACCUUAUCGUACCUCCUGCCUUCCAUUGUGCACAUCAAUCAUCAGCCCUACUUGGAGCGUGGAGAUGGACCCAUUUGCUUGGUUCUGGCCCCCACAAGAGAACUGGCGCAGCAGGUCCAGCAGGUGGCGUACGACUAUGGAAAGUCAUCCCGCAUCAAAAGCACUUGUGUGUAUGGAGGUGCUCCCAAGGGACCUCAAAUCAGAGACCUUGAGAGAGGUGUUGAGAUCUGCAUCGCCACUCCGGGUCGUCUGAUUGACUUCCUUGAGGCCGGAAAGACCAACCUGCGACGCUGCACAUAUUUGGUUCUGGAUGAAGCUGACCGCAUGCUGGAUAUGGGUUUUGAACCACAGAUUCGCAAGAUUGUGGACCAGAUCAGGCCCGACAGGCAGACCCUGAUGUGGAGCGCCACCUGGCCUAAAGAGGUUCGCCAGCUCGCAGAGGACUUCCUGAAAGACUACGUCCAGAUCAAUGUUGGAGCGCUAGAACUCAGCGCCAACCACAACAUCCUUCAGAUAGUUGAUGUCUGUAUGGAGAGCGAAAAGGACCACAAGUUGAUCCAGCUGAUGGAGGAGAUCAUGGCUGAGAAAGAGAACAAGACCAUCAUCUUCGUGGAGACCAAGAAACGAUGUGACGAUCUCACGCGCAGGAUGAGACGUGACGGGUGGCCAGCGAUGUGCAUUCAUGGAGACAAGAGCCAGCCAGAGAGAGACUGGGUGUUAACAGAGUUCCGUAGUGGCAAAGCUCCCAUCCUCAUCGCUACCGACGUGGCCUCGCGUGGUUUGGAUGUGGAGGAUGUCAAGUUUGUCAUCAAUUAUGACUAUCCCAACUCAUCGGAGGAUUACAUCCAUCGCAUCGGUCGCACGGCCCGCAGCACCAACAAAGGCACCGCCUACACCUUCUUCACUCCGGGGAACCUCCGCCAGGCCCGCGAGCUGAUCCGGGUGCUGGAGGAGGCCCGACAGGCCAUCAAUCCCAAACUGCUGCAGCUGGUUGAUACUGGACGUGGAGGAGGUGGUGGCCGCCCUCGUUUUCGUGGCGGCUCCAAUUCCAACAAUCCCAACCUGAUGUACCAGGACGAGUGUGACAGGCGAAUGCGUUCUGUGGGCGGGGGCGGCAGCGCCAAGGAAAGCCGCAGCAGCACCAGCAGCAGCAGCUACGGCCGUGACAGCCGAGAUAGCCGCAGAGGAAGCAGCCGGGAUGGGGACCGCUCAUCCUCCUCUUCCUCCUCUUACAGAGAUCGCAGCAGCAGGGAUGGAGGGCGCAGCUACGGCUCCGGCUCCAACUCAAACGACCAGUACCAGAAUAACAACAACAACAACAACAGCAGCAGCAGCCAGUACAGCAGCUCCAGGGGCAGCUCCGGGUCGGGGGGCGUCGGAGUGGGGCAGGCACCACCAUCUUCAUCGGGUCCACAGCCUCUAAUGGCCAAGCAGUUCAACCCUCCCCAGCCCAUGAUGGGCCUGAUGGGGCACUCCCCGUUCCAGUUUGCUCCCCCACAGCCACCUCCUCCGUCAGGCAGGAAGUAAUGUGAUCUGUGCACCAGUCACACACUACACCCAGUCACACAACCCGUCUUGAUUUUGCCGGGGUUUAACCCUCUGCAGUUGACCACCGUAACAUCAACAUUUCACAUCAGCGCGCUGUGUUUUUCAAAUUAAUUUCUUCAACAUCAAGCCAUCAAAACCAUUUGGACUGGUUUCCCAGUUUGUUUAAGUGGUAAACGCCUUUUUUGACUUUUUAUUUGAAGUCAAAUUAAUCCGCAUUCAUUAUUUAGUUUGACAGAAGCUCGUCUGUGUCAUUUGACUGAGUUUGUAACGAUGGUCUUUUUGUACGAUCAUGCUGUUUUUUGUAUUGUGAGCCGCUACAUAGGAUUUGUGAAGUAUCUGAUUUUCCCCUUUAGGUGUAUCAAAGGUAGGUGCUGAAGUUAAUUCUUGUAUAUAGGCUUGUUCCUAUUUUAGGUUAAAUAUCUUUAUUUUUGUGUUUGAAAGUGUGCAAGCCACAAGAUCAAUUUGAAUUGAUUUAAAUAAAAAAGCUUGAGCACAGUUAGGAUUAAAAACAGGUUUUCCCCUAAAAGUUUUUUUUUUUCCUUCUUCUGAGCAUUUUCUUUGAAAUUUAUCUUGAUGUUUUCAUUAUAUAGAUUUGAUUAAUUUAGGCCUUAUAUAGAGGCAACUCUGCAGGGGCUUUGUUGUCGCCAUGGCAGACAUUAAAGUUGCAUAUAAAUGAGCUUUUUUUUCACAUUUCCAAGUUAGUUUCAGCUGAGACUCCAUAGAGUCAGUGAGUCACCAGUGUGGGCAAGACUUUGCUGCAGUGAUGAUUGAGAUUUUCCUAGCAAAUAGUAAGUCCAUUUUUACAGUUUAAUAAAGCUCUUCAGUGUA